AUGAAUGAAUUGGAUUCUACUACUGUAUUCUCGGAAAAUAAUGAUUCUAUUCAUCAUCGUCAUGGUCCCAUUCAUACCUAUCCUAUAGAUACUAUUAAAGUACCUUCUAGAUCCAUCGUGUGUCAAAGAAGUCUUGCCAGGGAAAUUCAUGCUUCCUUAUAUUGCUCUAAUAUACAGUAUCAACAUACUGCCAUCAAUCUCCAUUAUGCUCGAGAUGCCGUUUUUGAAGAUCCAAUUAUCUCUAUUAUAGGCAUUCCUUCGAUUCUUGCAAAAUUCAGAGCAUUGACCUGGUUUCCUUGUAUCAACGUAACUGUCAAUUCAAUUUACGAAUCCGUGUCUGUACGUCCUGAACAGCAUUCUCAGGCAUAUGUUGUCGUCAUUGAUGCCUGGCUCAUCGUCACUCUUGUUCCAAACUUGAUCAAGUUUCCCUUGCGUAAUAUUUCUAGACUUGAAUUUGACGACCAUAAUCUUAUCCGUCGACAUGAAGAUAUCUGGUCCUUGAGCGAUAUGUUUGCUAGUUUACCCAUUGGUCUUGGUUGGAUGUAUGACAUUGCUCGAAGUGUCAAUGGCAUAGUAGGCAGUGUAGUAAUCGAUGGUAUUACCUGGGGUUUCAAAAAUAUCCAUCAGGGAAAAAAGGGAAAUAUCUACCAAGGCUACUGA
Messenger RNA from Batrachochytrium dendrobatidis JAM81, 660 nucleotides. RefSeq lists its product as uncharacterized. Lineage: Eukaryota; Fungi; Chytridiomycota; Chytridiomycetes; Rhizophydiales. The record is from RefSeq and is a predicted model, not a curated record. The coding region runs from base 1 to 660 and encodes 219 amino acids. The transcript has 3 exons.